GGUGCAACUCAUGAAAAUUCUUUGUCCAUUACUUAUUUUUACAACAACAUUAUUAAUUGAUUCUGUAAAAACAAGAAUUGUUUCAACACCAAAGUAUAUUUUUAACAGUAAUGGUCUGGGUGCAUAUAGUUUCGAGUUUGAAACUGAUGAUGGGACCUUCCGAAAAGAAGAGGGUGGAAGUAGCCCCAUCGACGGAUCUUUAGUAGUUAGAGGGCAAUUCGGUUAUAUAGAUUCGAGAGGGUACCUCUACACCGCUGAAAAUAGAACUAAAAUCGACCGUUUGUCUGUCCCUACAAGAAUGCUAUCCGCUUAUUUAAUAACGUGUGUUGUUCUACAAAGUUUAUUGGGUACGAGUGAUGGCGUAAUUUAUACAUAUGAGGAUGUUGAACUAAGAAGAAUAUUUCCAAAGGAGUUCCCACAGGACACCAUCAGGAGAAGCGGGAGUGUGGAUCCUGAACACCUAGGCCGUUAUAAUGAACUGAAAAGAUAUUUUAAGUUCCCGAAAGCCCAAUUAAAUAGUCACUUCGAGGAAUUAGAAUGUUUUCAAGAUGGUCAAAAAAAGCUCUGUCGGAUUGAUUUGGACAGAUAUUCGCCAGACGAAGACGCCUAUUAUUUAUCACCGUUAGAAGAAAACUAUGUCGAUCGACGCCGAUUCGUGGUACUCGUAUUUGUAGCUGUCGCGUGCGCUGCUCCACAGAAUCCACAGGAUGUGCAAAUACUUAGAUAUGACAUCAACAACGGUGGUCUGGACUCUUACAAUUUUGCAUGGGAAUUAUCAGACGGCAGUAAACACGAAGAACAAGGUCAACUGAAGAACCAAGGUACUGAAAACGAGGGUAUUGCAGUCCAGGGCCGAUACGCGUGGGUGGGUCCCGAUGGUGUCACUUACAUAGUCAGCUACAUUGCUGACGAAAAUGGUUUCCAGCCAACCAUUGAGCAGGGGUCUGGUGGAGCGAUCCCGCCUGCGGUGGUUGCCCAAUUCUUGGGGUGA
Messenger RNA from Chilo suppressalis (striped riceborer), 991 nucleotides. NCBI's taxonomy places the organism in Eukaryota, Metazoa, Arthropoda, Insecta, Lepidoptera, Crambidae. The record is from the annotation of a GenBank genome assembly.